This is a messenger RNA of Rhodofomes roseus, 750 nucleotides long. RefSeq lists its product as uncharacterized. The record is from RefSeq and is a predicted model, not a curated record. Lineage: Eukaryota; Fungi; Basidiomycota; Agaricomycetes; Polyporales; Fomitopsidaceae. The transcript has 6 exons. Bases 237 to 650 code for a protein of 137 amino acids.
CGAGAUGCGUCGACCUGCGUCUCACCUCACUCCCUAUCGGCGGCCCGCGUUCGGUCUCGUUGACGAGGCUCAGCUGUCUCCCACAGUCAAGCGGCGCUGCCAGGAUUAGCUGCUCUGCCGCUUUCUUCCUUGCUUGGCAACCAAGACCGAUGAACUGAGUGGUGUUAUGUGGCCUCGGUUGUUGUUGGUCUGGUACAGGGCUUCCCAUCCCACGGUGACUCAGAGCUGCUCCAAGAAUGGACAACAGCACUGCCAUUGCUUUGCAAGAACUUGAAGCUGGGGCUGAUGCAAUCUUUGCCACCAAAUAUGCUUAUAUUGCAUCACUCUUCCUCACAAUUGACCAACAAAUUGCAUUCAUCUGGAGCCGCAAGUUGUCCAUCCCUACACUACUCCUCUUCCUUCUGCACUUAUCAAACAUGUUGAACUUGAUAACCUUUAUUGGAGGCCAAUCCCCUUUGAACUGCAAGGUUGACUCUGCCUUGUAUUAUAGCUAUCUUGGGAGUGUUAUCAUAUUUGACAUAGUCACAGCAGUUAUUGCAGCAUUGCGCGUCUAUGCAAUCAAUGGGAAGCAUUGGCUGAUUCCCACAGUCAUUUUGGUGCUGUUUACCCCUGAAGUUGCUCAAGGCAUAGUGAGGAUAUAUACAUUAUGAUGUGCUGCAUGCUAUUACAAUUUUGACCUAUAGGCUGUAAUUUGGAGUACAUAUGCAGUCAGUAACCCACAAACGGGUUGUUUGUUGGUUGAAAGCCAUG